Molecule: messenger RNA, 1425 nt
Organism: Aspergillus terreus NIH2624
Lineage: Eukaryota; Fungi; Ascomycota; Eurotiomycetes; Eurotiales; Aspergillaceae
Exons: 4
Coding region: 1-1425 (474 amino acids)
Biological process (GO): transmembrane transport; carbohydrate transport
Cellular component (GO): membrane
Molecular function (GO): carbohydrate:proton symporter activity
Source: RefSeq, a predicted model, not a curated record
AUGCCGGUCUUUGUACAUGAUUUUGCAACAGGACGCACGGCCUCGGGCGUACCUUUUCUGUCUUCAACCAAUACUUCUCUCAUCACGGCCCUGCCCGUUGUGGGCUCGCUGUUGGGCGUUCCUUUGGCUGCCUUUGGUGCUGAUCGCUACGGUCGGAAAACGAUGCUCCUGGUUGCUUGCGCUAUUUGUCUGGUUGCCUCUGCGAUGCAGACUGCCGCAAAUGGCAUCCCUCUUCUGGUUGUCGGUCGGCUCGUGAAUUAUAUAUCCAUCAUGACAUUCAUGACCCUGGCUACCGCCUGGAUUCCGGAAAUUGCACCCCAGGAGAUCCGCGGCACUCUAGCCAGUCUGUCGAUCUUCGUCAUCAAUCUCGCGGCGAUAGUGACCUCCUGUAUCAACUACGGGGCCGAGAAACUGACCACAAGCGCCUCAUACCGUAUUCCCAUCGGGUUACAACUUGUAUGGCCGCUAAUCAUCGGCUGUGGGCUGUUCUUCCUCAAAGAUGCGCCCACAUUCUUCUUGAUUAAGGGCCAGGACGAGAAGGCAGAGAGCUCUCUCCGCCGGAUUCGUCGCGGCUACUCAGAGGCCGAAAUCGAGUCUGAGCUGCGAGCGCUGAAGGCCCAGAAAGCCCUGAGACAGGAAGAGAUCGAAGUCCCCUUCUCCGAGCUCUUCAAGGGUGUGAAUCUCCGCCGCACGCUUCUAGCCAUGUCUGUUCCAAAUCUUCAACAGUUAUCUGGUAUCGCGUUUGCGACCAACUACGCUACCAUCUUCCUUCAGCAGGUGGCCCCGGGAGAGGACCCGUUCGUUCUCGUCAUUGCCCUGAACAUCCUUUCAUUUGCCGGUGCUAUCGUCGGAAUGGUUCUUGUUGACCGUGUUGGCCGUCGGCCGUUGGCUCUCACGACCUUCACCAUCCUGCUCAUCAUCAAUACUGUAGUCGGGGGCUUGGGAUUCGUCGACACGACCGCCCAUCCUGGCGCUGCAAAGGCACUUGCUGGCUUUUGCCUGAUGUUUGGGUUCUUUUACGCUGCGGGAUUUGGAGGCCUCACUUACGUGGUUGCUGCGGAGAUGCCAACUGCCCGCUUGAAGAACCGUACCAGCGGGUUGACGUUUCUGGCGCUUGCAGCAUUCAAUAUGGUUGUGACAUACGUACUGCCGUACAUUGCACAGUCUGACGGUGCCAACCUCCAAGCCAAGACAUACCUGAUAUUUGCUGGCUGGAUGCUUUUCUCAGUACUGAUCGUCUUCUUUUAUCUGCCUGAAACCAGAGGACGCUCUGCCGCAGAGCUUGACGAAAUGUUUGAGGCUAAGGUGCCCGCGAGGAAGUUUUCGAGCUACAUUUGCCAGAACGCUCGAGAGAACUUCUUUGAAGCGACUCAGGCCGAUGCGAAGAUACCACUCAGUGAUCAUGUGGAAGAGGCCAAGGCUUAG